Molecule: messenger RNA, 3430 nt
Organism: Carcharodon carcharias (great white shark)
Lineage: Eukaryota; Metazoa; Chordata; Chondrichthyes; Lamniformes; Lamnidae
Gene: colq
Product: collagen-like tail subunit (single strand of homotrimer) of asymmetric acetylcholinesterase
Exons: 17
Coding region: 1-1431 (476 amino acids)
Source: RefSeq, a predicted model, not a curated record
AUGUUUGCCAUUCUUCUCCUAAAGGCAACAGCGACGCCAGCGUCAAGUUUGAAUUGCAGCCGAGCCGGGAUGUUCCCGAUCACCUUCGGACUUUUCCUCCAGUUCUUUCUCUGCCAUGUGUUGGCUGAAUCCACCUUCUUGGACAACGCUUUCUCAUUACAAGCAGCACUGGCACCUGUGGAACACAAAAAGAGAAGCACUAACAAGUGUUGUCUUCUGACCCCUCCUCCACCCCCGAUGUUUCCACCACCCAUCUUCAGGGAAAGCAAAAGUCUUCAAGAAGAAAUUAAUUUGAAGAAUUUACCACUGGAAAUAAAGACAACUGAAUCUUGUAAAGUAUCAGGUACAAUUGGUCCUCCUGGGCCUUCAGGCCCCCAGGGUCCACCAGGAAUUCCAGGGAUUAGGGGACCAAAAGGUGAGAAUGGGGAAAUUGGAAGGCCAGGAAGAAAAGGUAGUACAGGUUUACCAGGCCCUCAUGGAAUGCCAGGGCCAGCAGGCUCACCAGGACCAAUUGGGCCCAAGGGUGAAAUCGGUGAUCAAGGAUUAGUGGGAUUGCCAGGUACAAGAGGACCAAUGGGCUCUAAGGGUUUGAUGGGUCAAAAAGGCGAAAAGGGGAUAAUAGGUGAAAGGGGUCAACAAGGAAUCAAAGGAGAAAUGGGUGUUAUGGGUCUUCCUGGAAUGCUGGGACAGAAAGGCGAAAUGGGUCCAAAGGGAGAGUCUGGAGCCCCUGGACACAGAGGACCUGUUGGUAGACCUGGAAAGAGAGGAAAAUCUGGACUAAAAGGAGAAAUUGGUCCAGCUGGAAUUAUGGGACCUUCAGGUCCACCAGGACCACCUGGUCGUUUGGGUCCACCUGGGGUAUCGACAUCAGGUCGCCUAAUGGUUGGGCCAAAGGGUGAAAGAGGACUCCCAGGGCCAGUAGGAAGAUGUUACUGUAAUCUCCCUCAGACCGUAAGCAAUCCAUCAUAUGGUGAACUCCCAUCAUUGAUCAACUUUCCACAAGUACCAGCGAUCUUUGUUGUAGAUAGCGAAGAAGAGCUGGAAAAAUUGAACACUGAAAAUGCACUAGCCUUCCGGAAGGAUCAGAGAUCAUUGUACUUCAAAGACACUGUUGGCUGGCUACCAAUUCAGAUCUCCCCUAUCCAGCUAGCAGUGGCUUCUCCACAUCCAGCAGGGUUUUGUGGAGAUGGAAUAGUUCAGGAGGAAAAUGGAGAAGAAUGUGACGAUGGAAACAAGGUUGUCACUGAUAGCUGUAUAAAUUGUAAGCAAGCCCGCUGUGGGGACGGAUACCUAUGGAAGGGACUUGAAGAAUGUGAUGGCAAAGAUUUUGGUUAUCAAACCUGUAAAACCUAUCUUCCCGGGUCUUACGGGGAACUGAAAUGCACUUCAUAUUGUUACAUUGACUCCACAAGCUGUCGAUAUUUCACAUGAAACUGAAAGAUGUCUGCUGGGAUACAUGUCACUGUAACCACAUUCAUUUGGUGCUAUCACAGAACCAACAGGUUUGGGCUGCACAUAUACAACCUCUGUUCAAUAUAACCAUAACCAGCAGCUGGAAGGCACUUAGAUUUCCGAGAUUUAUUUCAGGUCAUUAUCUGGAUGACAAUUAGGACCAUUGCAUUUUGUCUUAAAAUAAUAUAAACACCAACAACAAAGCUUUGAAAAGGAUGAUAUUUGAUUUCUACUGAGACCUUUCAAGUAUGCAUAUACAUAUAUACAUGUUGUUACAUAUGUGUGUGAAUAUAAAUAUAUAUAUAUAUAUAUAUUAGAUAGCCAUGUCUAAAGACUGUUCAUCCUCAUUUGACAAUUCUCAGGCAGAAAUAUAAAAGAUGUGAUAUUGUUCCACAAGAGACUGGAGUCAAAACUGCCAUACCUCGACCGUGCACUAGUACAGACUACUGUAGUUUUAUACCUGGGCUUACGCUAGGAAAAAACCUACUGAAUCCUUGGUGCUGUAUUGAUACAGAAAAAAACAUAAAAAUGUCAAGAAUUCGGUUGCUGAAAUGUGAAGCACUAUUUACUGCAUUUGUAUGAAUAUUAUGCACAAAGACAACAACUACAAAGAAAAAACUCUUCCAUGCCUUGGCUCAAUCGGAUCAGCUAUGACCCUACAGGGUGUCAUGUUCUUAAGAGACAUGUAUAAUGUCCCAAUUCUGUAUAUACUUCUCCUUAUUAAAGACUAAUAAUGCUAGAAAUCUACCAAAUAAUGGUUGUCAGCUGAGUGCGGGCUAUGACAUAUAGAGAGGUUUGAUGUUUGGGUGAAUAUAAGUAGUGACAGAUGUAGGGAAGGACACACGGCUUCUUUUUGCUUCCAAGAGAACUUCUCAUUCUGAAUAUAAAUAAUGUUCACCUGAAUGUAAAAUUUCUUUAUUGAAAUGUUGCAUGCCAGAUAUACCAUUGACUGCCUUCACCCAUCACCUUGUAUGUAUGUUUUCUCACAUUAUUUGAUGGGUGCAUAUAAUAGAGACACAACAACAUGGAAGGAAGCCAUUGAUCCAUCGACUCCAUACUGGCUCGUGUAGAGCAAUUCAGUCAGUCUCAUUUCCCUGCUUUCUCCUUGUGGCACUGCAAGUUUAUUUCUCUCUUAAUGCUAUCCAAUUUCCUUUUGAAAUCAUUGAUCAUCUCCACUUGUACCACACUAAUAUGCAGCGAGUUCUAGGUCAUUACCACUUGUUAUGUAAAAAAAAAGUUGCUCUUCGCAAUACCCGUGCCUCUCUUGCCCUAAACCUUUAAGUCUGUGUCCCCUAGCCCUUGUACCAUCAGCUAAUGGGAACAGCUUUUCGUUGUCUAUCUUAUCUAAACCUGUCAUGCUCUUGUACUCUUCUAUCAGAUCUCUCCUCAAUUUCCUUUGCUCCAAGGAGAACAACCCCAGCUUCUCCAGCCUAAUCUUAUAGCUAAAAUCCCUCAUCCCUGGAACCAUUAUAGUAAAUCUCUGCACCCUUUCAAAGGCCCUCGCAUACUUCCCACAGUGUACUGACCAAAACUAGACUCUAUACUCUCUAAUUGUGCAGCGGGACAUUUAAACUGUUGGCUAUACGUACAGGAAGAAUUAUGCACAAAGAGUCCCUUCCACCAUUCACUAUAUUUUCAUUCUUCCUAAAAUGAAGUUUGUUAAAUAAUCCACUUUAUAUUUAGAAUGGUACAUAUUAAAAUGUGAAUGCCUUGCAAUUGAAGCUGGAUCUGACUCCACAGUGGCAGUACAUAAUGAGGUGAAUAGAUAAACUGCAUGACCUAUACUCAUCACAAGCAAUAAGCUGACAAUAGUUAAAUAUCAGUCUGCCACUGGAAAUAUGUACAGUAAGAUAAUCAUUGUAGUUAAAGUACAUUUUUCUUUCUCUCUUUCACAAAACAUGUUGCUGCAUUACAUGUACCUUCGCAUGUCUGUGAUACUGGAAUUUAUAAUCAGUAUAAAUAAAAAAAAACUAAAUGA